AUGGCGACUCGCAUCGACCCCGAAAAUCCCAUGAUCUACCGAGGCGAAAUAUUUUGCCGGCAUCCAGAUUACGCCUCGAAGAAGGAGACCCGAUAUACCCAGAAGAGUAUUCCCUGGGAGCACUAUCAGGAGGAGCACGGUAUCCAAUACCGACCAUUUAGCCCGGUACUUGGAACUUUCGAUAAGCAGCCUCAUAUCGAUAGACUGCAAUGGAUUGUAAUCUGUGUGCAACGUGGCAAGGAGCAAGCUGGCGCCGCACUUGUUCCUCAGAAAUGGUGA
Molecule: messenger RNA, 279 nt
Organism: Penicillium samsonianum
Lineage: Eukaryota; Fungi; Ascomycota; Eurotiomycetes; Eurotiales; Aspergillaceae
Exons: 1
Coding region: 1-279 (92 amino acids)
Source: RefSeq, a predicted model, not a curated record